AUGCAUUGCACUUCCAUAACAGUUAUUGCCGUGGGACGCGCAGAUUCACCAGAGGUGAUUGCUGAGCGAGGAAGAAUAAUCGGAUUGUCGGAGAGUGGAGCAACAGUGACGAACAUUGCUCAUCGAAUUGGGAGAAGCGUCAAAAUGGUAAGGAAGUGGAUCCGCCGGUGGGAGGAGGAGGGCUCUGUGAAAACGAAGCCUCGAAGUGGGAGGCCACGUGCAACCUCGCCCAGGACAGAUGCCCUGAUUGUAGCAGCUGCAGAAAGGCAUCCUAUGAGGACAUCUGCACAACAUACUGAACAUCUGGGGUUAAACUGCAAUCCCAUGACCUUGAGACGCAGACUCCAUGAAGCUGGGAUUCACUGUCAUAUCCCAGCAUACAAAGGAUGGCUCACUCCUGCACACAAGGAAUGA
Molecule: messenger RNA, 414 nt
Organism: Macrobrachium nipponense
Lineage: Eukaryota; Metazoa; Arthropoda; Malacostraca; Decapoda; Palaemonidae
Exons: 1
Coding region: 1-414 (137 amino acids)
Source: RefSeq, a predicted model, not a curated record